This is a messenger RNA of Wasmannia auropunctata (little fire ant), 1175 nucleotides long. It is a transcript of the gene mRRF1, whose product is annotated as ribosome-recycling factor, mitochondrial. Lineage: Eukaryota; Metazoa; Arthropoda; Insecta; Hymenoptera; Formicidae. Gene Ontology annotation, cellular component: mitochondrion. The coding region runs from base 221 to 1084 and encodes 287 amino acids. Gene Ontology annotation, biological process: translation. The transcript is spliced from 2 exons. The record is from RefSeq and is a predicted model, not a curated record. Gene Ontology annotation, molecular function: ribosomal large subunit binding.
UCUGAGUUUGAGGUUAUAGUUUCAAAAUCAAUGUGUUUACGAAGAGGUUAGGUAAUGAGAUUUCAAUACGUACAUGAGCAAAUCUGUAGUAAUAUUUAGUGUAUUGUUUGAAAGUAUUUUGCAAAUAUUACUGAAUAAAUAUCCAAAUAUAUUGGAUGUUUAUUAUAAUAUUAAUACACAGUGCUAGUAUAUUGCGAUUGUGAACAUUUUUUAUACAAAGAUGGGAAGUUUAGUAGGCAUACGUUUCUGUGCUAGUACUAAGUUGAGAAAUUAUGCAGCAAUCUCAAUAUUGAAACCAAUGAAAAACUAUCCACAUUAUUGUUAUUCAUCGAACAAAGGAAUACAUUGUCUUCAUAAUCAGCAAAGGUCACUGCAAAUCAUUCAGUGUUGUAGGAUUUUAAAUCUUUCCCAUUGCAAUUGUAUCAAAGCGAGCGACGCAAGAGACUUUUCUACGACCUCUGUAUUGGGAAAAAGUAAGAAUCGCGGCGAAAAGAAGACAAAGAUACAGCGCAUUGAUUACAAUGAGUUUGAACAAGUUGUUGAUGUCAAUAAAUUGGUAUCUCAAUUCGACAAGACAAUUGAAAAAUUAAAAGAUGAUUUUACUCAACAUUUGUCGAUAAGAUCAAAUACAGGAGCCAUUGAGACGCUGCCUAUUAAGUUCGAAGGAAAUGAUUACACAUUGCAAGAGCUUGCGCAAAUUAGUCGUAAGCCUAAAUUGAUAGUGCUGAAUGUAUCUACCUUUCCGCAAGCUAUCCCAAAUAUUUUGAAAAGCCUUACCGAAAAUCAGAUGAAUCUAAAUCCGCAGCAAGAUGGGACUGCAAUCUAUAUUCCUGUUCCUAAAGUAACAAAGGAACACAGACAAAUUUUAUCCAAGAAUGCAAAAAGCUUUUAUGUGAAAUGUUGCGACAGCAUUAGAGACAUACGCAAUAAACAAAUAAAGAAAAUAAGGCAAAAGGAAGAGCUAGCUAAAGAUCUAGUGUUCAGAAUAGAAAAUUAUGUAGAUAUUUUAAAUCAUCAGUAUGUAAGCAAGGCUGAACAAAUGUUAGAAACCAAACAAAAAGAGUUAGUAGGUGAUGCUGAAUAAACUUGUUUUCGACAAUUUGCAAUUUUGAAUUUGAAUUAUAUUGCUAGUUACUGUAUGCAAAGAUAUAUAAUAUUUAAUUAUGUAAUAAAAA